Molecule: messenger RNA, 2436 nt
Organism: Corticium candelabrum
Lineage: Eukaryota; Metazoa; Porifera; Homoscleromorpha; Homosclerophorida; Plakinidae
Exons: 1
Coding region: 1-2310 (769 amino acids)
Cellular component (GO): cytoplasm
Molecular function (GO): protein binding
Source: RefSeq, a predicted model, not a curated record
AUGAAACGCGCAAGACGGUCAGAAAAGAAGAGAGAGGACAAGGUAUUGCAUGACGCUGCAAACGAGAGCAGAAAGUCAGUGGGCGUUGGCAAGGGGCUAGAGAAGAGGAAUGCAACCAAAUGGGCAGUAGUGAUAUGUCUCAUACUGUUGACUGCAUAUUUACUAUACUACAGCGUCACUUCUAUUGGAAAAAGCCCAAAGAAGCCGCCACAGCGUGUUAGCGACGAAUUAGAGACAAAAAGUAAUGUGAAUGGUAAAGAGAAGAAACAUAUGACGUCAUCAAGAGAUGAGGAAACGAGAGAUGAUUGUGAUAAGUUGAUUGCACGUGCAGGAGAGCUGAUGCAGCACGGUGUGGCUGGUUAUGAUGCUGCUCUUGACAUGCUGGCUCGGUGUGCACUACAGAACGAGUCGCAUGCGGCUGCAAGAUGGAACAUGGCUGUUAUUCUUAUAAAAGCAGGAAGGAACGAUGAAGCGAUUUAUCACAUGCAAGCAGCCGUGGAGAUCGAGCCUCACAACGUGGAGUAUCUCCAAGGCACCGGAUUAAUGACGAUCAAUAGUGAGAUGGAUGAUGUGGGCGUGGUCAUGUUGGAAAGAUACUGCGAACUAACACUCGGUGUCGACAGUUUUUACGACUUUUUGCAACAAAUUGCAGGAUCUGCGAGUGAAGACUUGCAGUUUCUAGUUGCGGAAGGCAAACAGCUUCUCAACGUUCUCGAUAAACUUUUGAUGUCGUAUUUGAAGCAAAGAAUGUUGAGGAAAUCUGAUUAUUUAUAUCAAGUUCUAGUUAAUAUCUACUCAGAGGACAGCAGUUUGCAUGCUUCGUAUGCAUUGUUUGCUUUUGGCAUUGGGAAGAUUGCAACCGGUAUUCACCACUUACGACGUGAAAUAGAACUCAAGUUUGUGGAGCAAAAGAUGGGAAACGAAGAUGAUGCGUUUGCAGUCAUUGAAGCACAUGCAUUGCGGUUGCUAACGACAGGCUUUGAUGCUCACAUCGUGAAUAUCGGUCGUAACAUUCUCAUUUCAACACACACAGAAAUGGUCGAUUUGCUGGCAGAAAACUGUGGCAACGACGUCGUGGAGAUGAUUGGAAAUUCGACAUUGAACGUUUCUUUGUCUCAAUUGAGAGACGUCUUUGUGACGUGUUUAUUGACACAAAGCGUGUUGGAUGCAUUGCUGAGUGUGAAUGGUGCUCUUUUCUCUGAAAAUGUGUUUGGUUGGAAAGGCCUCCUUCAUGCUGCUCUACUAGGUGACACUCGUGUGUUUGACCUUUUCCUUGGUGCUAGAGCUGACGUGCAAGGUCGCACGUUUCUUGGUCUCACCGUAAUGCACGUUGCUGCAAUGAGAGCACAUCACCAGCUUGUGCAGCACAUUAUAUCGGCCGGUUUGAAUGCCGAUACACUCGACUACUACAACCGAUCGGCUCUCGACGUGGCAUGCAUGCAUCGCUGGUCGAUACUCGAGUUUUCAAAAGCAACAGGAAAGGAACCAAACUGCUCAUUGACACCAGCAUAUGAUUCUAAACCCGGUCGAUAUCCUGAUGGUUCAUAUUUGGCUGCCGGUUUUGAAUUACCAACGUCUCUGACGUCUGAAAGGUGCGAUUUUGAUGUACGAGCGAGCAUGACACCUGAAGAGUUUUUGCGUGAUUAUCUAACGAUUCAGCGACCCGUUUUGAUCCGCAAUGCAACCGGCAACUGGACUGGAUUGAGACACAAGUGGCAACGUCACAAUUUGGAUGCCAAAUAUGGAAAGCUGACCUUCAAGCGCGUCAUCGUACCUUAUGCUCAAGCAUUUUCUCUCACUGCAAACAUCACAACUUUACAUGAUUUUUUAUCUGAAAUUUCGUCACUUUAUUUGUCUCAUCGGCAGCUUCCGGAUGUCGGCGUGUCAUCAUUGCCUCCUUAUAUUUUUGAUUCGUUGAGCAGCGAGUCUCCUCUGAUGUCCGACUUUUCUAUUCCUUCGUUUCUCGAUCGUGACAUUACACACAUAACAACACAGACGGUGCAAUUCUACAUCGGCCCUCCUCUAUCUGGUGCUCCCGUUCACUUCCAUCGUUCGGCAUGGAAUGCAUUGGUGUAUGGCAAGAAGCGAUGGUUCGUGUAUCCUCCAACGAAAUCGUUCUAUUCGAAGCAGCACAUCUGGUCGUGGUAUAACGAGGUGUAUAUGGGUAGACGAGAUGCUCUGGAGUGUGUACAGAGUGGUGGGGAUGUCGUGUUUAUACCCGACUUGUGGGCACACGGGGUAGUGAAUUUGAUGGAGAGUGUGGGGUUUGCGUCAGAGUUUAUAUUCGGAUCGUCGGAGUUUUCACUGUAAAUGAGAAUGAAUGGUCAAUAGAGCAGCUGGUCUGCACGUGAUGAGAAGACGAAUGUGUGAUAGAGUUUUAUGUCAAGACAAACUGCAUGCGCAUAAUAAGAUUUCCACAUGCUAGACAUGUUGCAU